Molecule: messenger RNA, 853 nt
Organism: Mercurialis annua (annual mercury)
Lineage: Eukaryota; Viridiplantae; Streptophyta; Magnoliopsida; Malpighiales; Euphorbiaceae
Product: actin-depolymerizing factor
Exons: 3
Coding region: 140-580 (146 amino acids)
Biological process (GO): actin filament depolymerization
Cellular component (GO): actin cytoskeleton; cytoplasm
Molecular function (GO): actin filament binding
Source: RefSeq, a predicted model, not a curated record
UUGUUGCCCUUUACGUCCAAAACUUGGCCACUCCUUUCUCUAAUAUAACUUCCCCAUUUUGCUUAUCCUUCUUUAAUUCAAACGAUCACCUUACCAUUCUUCGUUACUCUUUGUUUUGGUUCUAAUUCUUUCGCUUGCCAUGUCUUUCAGGGGAUUAUCUCGGCCUAAUGCAACAUCAGGGAUGGGUGUUUCGGAUCAGAGCUUAAAUUCAUUCUUGGAACUGCAGAGAAAGAAGGUUCAUCGCUAUGUGGUGUUUAAAAUUGAUGAGAAGAAGAAGGAGGUUGUGGUAGAGAAGACUGGUGGCCCUGCUGAGAGUUACGAGGAUUUCGCUGCGUCUUUACCGGAGAAUGACUGUCGAUAUGCUGUUUAUGACUUCGAUUUUGUUACUUCAGAGAAUUGUCAAAAGAGCAAAAUCUUUUUCAUUGCAUGGUCGCCUUCAACUUCUAGAAUCCGUGCCAAGAUGCUAUACGCCACAUCUAAAGACAGGUUCAGACGGGAGCUGAAUGGUAUCCACUACGAGAUUCAGGCUACUGACCCUACAGAAAUGGAUCUCGAAGUGAUCCGAGAACGUGCAAAUUAAGCCAUCGCUGUGAUGCAAAAGUUUCUUCCCCAGACAAGAUUCUGCUAUGGCUUUGCAAUUAUCAACUAUGCCUCUGCCAUUAAGCAGCUGCUUGCAGAAUCCUUAUCUUGCAUGUUCCUUGAAUAACUAAACUAGCGAGAGAGAUCGAUGAGAAGAAGCUGUAUUUAGUAUUUGGUGUUGAUCAAAUGAAAAAGAAGUUUGGUAUUUGGUGCUUGUAUCUUUAAUAUGUUACCAUACAAAUUUGCAAUUUAUGCUCUUUUCUUUUCUCUUCUA